UUUAAAAAUAAUCUUUCAGAAAGAAUGGCGGAAAGCCAAUCAUGAUUAUGUUAUCGUGAAUAAUAACUUUUAGUUUACGCUUUAUGCGUAGCGAUUUAUGUAAGACGUGUGAAUUAGCUUUCAAUAAAAUAAUAAGUGUUAUCUACGACUAUCCCGGGAAUUUCCAAUGUCAACAGAGAUAUCUCUCUAAAAUAUCGAAGUAUCCGUAACACAUGCUAAUUGGGUAAAUAUAAAGUUGAGCUAAAGAAACCAAAAUAACAGGAAAAAUGUUAUCUGAUGAAUCAAGCAGUGAUUCUGAAACUGGCCGCUUUAAAUGCCAAACAAACAAGCAAGAUGGUCAACAAGGAAGGGAUGAAACUAGGUCGACAAAUAGAACAAGAUCUCCUGGCAGAAACAAACACUCUGUUAAUAGAUAUGAUAAGGGUUUUGAUAGAAAAAAAGAUGAUAGAGAUCGAUUCCAUAGAGAUAGACACAGACAUGAAAGAUUUUCGCCUAUAAGGUCUAGGUAUCCUAGGGAUAGAAGUAGAGAGAGGAGAUCCCAUGACAGACAAAGAGAGAAGGAGAGGUCAAAGCAUAAAGAUUUUAGUCUAAAUAGAGAUCAAAGGAGAAGUUCAAGAUCCAGGUUCUCUAGAUCUCCUAUGCAUAACAGAAAUGUAAAAGAUGAGAUUAAAAAUAUCAUUGUUUCAGACAAAACAACUGAUAAGUAUGAUAGGAAACCCAGAGAUGAUAGUCCACCAUCUCCUAUUCAUAAUGUCAAGAGGUCUGAGGUGUAUAAACCUCAAGAGCAACCAAAAACCAGGAAGAGUGAAAGCCCUGUUGUUAUUGAUCAUGAUAGUCCUGAUGAGGAAGUACAACUAGGAUCAUAUUAUAGCAUGAUACCAGCUGUUGUAAAAGAAAAAUCGGAAGAAUCCAGUGAAAUAGAUUCAUCUGAUGAUGAAAAACUUCGUGCCAAGCUCUUAAAUUUAGAAAAGGAACUGAACAAAAGCAAAAAGAAGAAACAUAAGAAAAAACACAAAAAGAGAAGUUCAAAGUCAAAAGAUAAAGUUCUGGAUGCAACAUCCGUUGAAGUUACAAGUACAACUGAUAUACAAGAAGUGCAAAAUGAGCAUAAAACUCAGUCAACAGAAGUUUCGUCCACACAAAAAAAUAAUCGUAAAGACAGCAGCGAGGAAGGAGAAAUAUUAAGUGAAGAGGAGGAGUUUGAUUCCAAUGACCUGAGACACAAGCUAAAAAGAUCAAAGACAACACAAGAACAGCCUAAAUUAGAUGCUUGUGGCCCCGCACUGCCACCACAUUUGCAGAAACGCUAUACUAAGAGUGUCUCUCCCGAUAAUGUUUCAAUUAAAUUAUCAGCUGAAAUGGUCAGAAAUAUCGGACCAACUAUACCAUCUGACAUGCGAAAAGUGCUUGCCGAACAAAGUCCAGAAUUAAUAAAAGAAAGUUCAGAUGAAGAUGGCAUCGGUCCUUUACCCGCUGGCGCUGAAGAAAAAUGGUCAGAGGCUCAUCAAAAACUGGAAGAAAGGGCUUAUGAAAUGAAGAUUCAAAAAUUGGAAGGCCAAAGCAUGAAAAGCAAGGAUGUGAACCGGGAACAAUGGAUGCUUGAACUGCCAGAGGGAAAAACUAAGUUUUUAGGGCUUGAGGCUCGUGGAUUUAGAGCAAAAGCGGGACCAGAUAUGUCUGACAGAUCCAGCUGGACAGACACUCCAGAAGAUAAAGCUCGAAAGGCAUCGGGUGUGGUUGAGGAAGAUCCUUCGGAAACUUUACAACGAGAAGCGAAGGAUCGGCAAGUGUCAAACAGAGAUGAAGAACAAGAACAAGCUGUGAGAAGACAUAAAAAGAAGCAUAAAAGAGAUGAGAGUUUAUUGGAAAUGCACCAAAAGAAACUGAAAAAGAAAAAGAAGAAGGAAAUAGAAGAUAAGAAAGAGCGUCGUCCGUUCAGCCGUGAUGUAGACCUGCAAGUGAACAAAUUUGACGAGGCCCAAAAGAAAUCGAUCAUCAAGAAGGCACAGGACUUAAAUACGAGGUUUUCGCGCGGAGAUGCUAAGUUUUUAUAACACAAAUAUAGUUAUUAAAAUAGUGUAUUGUCUGUUGAAUUGCGGCUGUCAAUGUCAAUCCUAAAAAAUGUUACAUGAAAUAUGUUGAAUAGCAAGGUAAUGCGUUUUUUUAUCAAAGCUGACAAGUUCAAAAUAUCCAUGAGAGCAAUUGUCAAUGUCCAAAAUGCAAUACUCAAUUGUCAAUACUAUUACUGUUUUAGUGAAAAUGCUUCAAAUACAAUUCGUGUCAACUCAUUUAUUUGUUUUAAUAUGGUUUUUACAUUAAUUUGUAUCAUCUCAUUUAAGGUUUAUGCAUUAUUAGUUAAUAUUUAAUUAUAUGGUUCAGUAAGUAAAGUUAUCUAGGGCCGUUCAAGAAUUACGUAAGCUCUAUAGGGGGAGGGGGGUCUUCUUCGUGGAUGAUUUUCUUAUUUGGUAAUAGCGUCAACAGUAAUUAUUUACUUUUUUACACAUUCAACCCACACAUUGUCUAUCUUGAAACGAAAUGCAUUUUUGAGUAUUCCUACAAAAAACUUAUACGUUUAUGUAGGGAGGGAUAAAUUGCAGUAAAUCUUCUUAAGUAAUACUUGAAAGGCCCCUCCAUAAUAAAUAUAUUGGUUCAAAAUGAGAAGUCAACAAGUGACACUCGAAUUUGUGAUUGUAAAAUACACCUUUAUACAAAACAUUGCGGACGCCUUUACAAUUCACAGGAAAUCAUAGUGAUUAAUAUGACCACAAAUGGCUAUGUGAUGUUCUCAAUAAGAUUCGUCUUUGUCUAUUGACCGAAAAAAACUUCACAUUUAAACUUAUAUCGCGACUAUGCAAAAAAUGUCUGACACGAUAAUCAUGGCUGGAACAAAAGUAACUAGUAAUUGGUAUAUAUCAAAGAGAAUAUGAAAAAUUUCAGGUUCUAUAAAUUGAGUAAUGUGUUUGACAAAGUAAAAUCCAAACGAACAUUAAAUAAAUAGAUAUUACAAUGAGUCAGGUAUAUACAGCACGUGCUUUGUCACGUGACCACAGUAAUCUGUUACUUUGCCAUGAGUUUAAAAAUCGGAAUUGAAAGUAUUUUUUUAGCCAAGCGCGAUACUUUUAGCAUCAUAUAAAAUAGUUUUCUUGUGCUAGCAGGAAGGUACUGGAAUCUUACAACGAAGUUAGCAAAGCAUUUAUUUAUUUCUAAAUAUUUGAUCAUCUCUUGUUAAAGUUGGAACUUGUAAGCACAUAAUAUGUAAAACGCAUUUUGCUAUUAUUUUUUAUGUAAACGAAGAUUAUUAGUUUUAUCAUCGGUUUAAGUCUAGUAUGUACAAUACCACCCGAGUUUUUUUUAAUCAAAUGUAAACUGGUGUAAAUAUAUCUUUGAACAGGCUCUA
Pieris brassicae (large cabbage white) is the source of this 3397-nucleotide messenger RNA. RefSeq names its product zinc finger CCCH domain-containing protein 13. Bases 267 to 2054 code for a protein of 595 amino acids. Lineage: Eukaryota; Metazoa; Arthropoda; Insecta; Lepidoptera; Pieridae. The transcript has 6 exons. The record is from RefSeq and is a predicted model, not a curated record.